GUCAACAUGUUACGUUACCCGCCAAACAUGCUGAACUGAACUGAACUGAAACAGAGCACGCCGCCGCCAAUAACUCAUUUCAACUUCACAUUAAAAACUCACCUUUAACAUUGUUGCCGUUUCUCUGAAUCGAAGCACCAUCAUAACAUACCUAUCCAUGGCAUUCAUAAAAUCAAGGGUACAAAUUCACUUGCAAAACUCUCUUUUCCCUCUCUUACCACACUCUUUCAGACUAUGUUCUUCUUCAACUCUUCUUUCACAACACGACACCGACAACGACAACGACACUCCUCGAAACAACACCAAUCUAUCCUCCGAAGACACUCAAUUAGUCGACAAGUUUCACACCAUAAUCAAAGACCACUACCGCAAAAACCCUAACCCUAACCCUAAUCCCAUUUCACCCUCACACAAUUUCUCCAUACCCGAUCUUUCCAUCGAAUUUUCCAAAAUCUCCACCGUUCAUUCAAUUUCACCCUCCAUCACACGCCGUGUGAUUGAGAAAUGCGGUGGUGUCCGCCACGGUAUUCCAUUUCUUCAAUCCCUAGCUUUUUUCAAUUGGGCCACGACGCUCGAAGGUUUUCCCUCAUCCCCGGAGCCCUACAAUGAAAUGAUUGAUCUUGCCGGAAAGCUCAGACACUUCGAAUUGGCGUGGAGUUUGAUCGAUUUGAUGAAAUCACGCGGAGUUGAAAUAACUGUCAGCACAUUUUCUAUUCUUGUUCGGCGCUACAUUAGGGCUGGAUUGGCUGCGGAGGCAGUGCACGCUUUUAACCGAAUGGAGGACUAUGGUUGUAUACCUGAUAAGGUUUCAUUUUCGAUUGUUAUUAGUAGUUUAUGUAAGAAGAGAAGAGCGAGUGAAGCACAAGCGUUUUUCGAUAGUCUUAAGCAUAAGUUUGAACCGGAUGUUAUAGUUUAUACUAGCUUAGUUCAUGGUUGGUGUCGUGCUGGUGACAUAGCGAAAGCUGAGGAGGUUUUCAGUGAUAUGAAGGUGGCUGGUGUUAAGCCUAAUGUUUAUACAUAUAGCAUUGUGAUUGAUUCGUUAUGUCGGUGUGGACAGAUUACUCGUGCUCAUGAUGUUUUCUCUGAGAUGAUUGAUGCUGGAUGUGAUCCUAAUGCUGUUACUUUUAAUAGUCUUAUGAGGGUUCAUGUGAAAGCUGGUAGGACUGAAAAGGUUUUGCAGGUUUAUAAUCAAAUGAAGAGACUUGGCUGUGUUGCUGACACGAUUAGUUAUAAUUUCUUAAUUGAGAGUCAUUGUAAGGAUGAGAAUCUCGAUGAAGCUGUCAAGGUUCUUGAUACAAUGGUUAAGAAAGGGGUUGCUCCUAAUGCAUCUUCUUUCAAUUCAAUUUUCGGAUGCAUAGCUGAGUUGCAUGAUGUGAAUGGCGCACAUCGGAUGUAUGCUAAAAUGAAAGAUCUGAAGUGCAAGCCUAAUACCUUGACUUUUAAUAUACUGAUGAGAAUGUUUGCUGACUCGAAAUCUAUUGAUAUGGUUCUGAAGUUGAAAAAGGAAAUGGAUGAGAGUGAAGUUGAACCUAAUGUGAAUACUUACCGAAUUUUGAUUUUGAUGUUUUGUGAAAAGGGGCACUGGAAUAAUGCAUACAAGUUAAUGAAGGAGAUGGUUGAAGAAAAAAGCCUAAAGCCAAAUCUGUCGAUUUAUGAAACGGUUUUGGAGCUGCUGAGGAAGGCUGGACAGCUAAAAAUGCAUGAAGAACUGGUCGAUAAGAUGGUUGCCAGAGGAUUUGUCUCUCCUCGCCCUUUGUAGAAGUUGCUACAUCAUUGACAUCAUAGAGCUGAAUCAAAGAACUUCCAAGGUAUUUUGAAUUGACAUUUGACAUCUUGUUCUCUAGUUGCAAGUUUGUCAAGACUUAUAAAAUGUUCAGUCAAUACGGGGGCAUUCAUAGCUAAGAGACUAUUUGAGGUUAUUCUUUUGUUCCCUGAAUCAUUAUCCCUACUACUGUCUACCGAUACUAUGCAUUUUCCUGAACUGCUAAAUUUUUGCUUUAGAAGCCCUGAGUUGUUUGACUGAAGGAAACACAAUACAUGUGUUGCACAUUAGCAGUAUGCUAUAUUGUUAAUAUCAGAUAGCGGCGCGUAGCACCAACCCUAAAAAAUGCUAUAGCGGUAUAGCGGGUAGCACUAUAGCAGUAUAGCGGCCAUGUACAAAUUAAACAUAAAUUCCAACAACAUACAUAAAUACUAAAAAAUAGAAAAAUAUACAAAAUUAAAAGGACUUUCUUACUUAAUAAUUAUACUAAAUAUUGUCAUAGACCAUCAAAAUAGGUUCUAAAUAAAGACUAAAAUACCCCUCACUUUAUGAUUUAUUUCCAAAAUAAGGGUUUUUAUAAAUUUUUCCCCUCCAAAACGCAAAAGCAGCCAAAUAGCGCUACCGAUCCGCUACGCCACUGCUAUUAUCCUGCAAAUAGUGGCCGCUAUUUCCGCUUCCCUAUAUAGCAGAAACCGGCCUUAUAGCAUAGCGGAGAGGUGGUCUAACGCCACGCUAUAGCGCCGCUAUUAACAUCAUAGGCAGUAUGUGUAUGUCCCUGCUCGCAUGCUGUUCAUGUAAAUGCUAACAAGUUGCAUAUCUUAGGUUAUAAUGUUUUGGAUGGAGUCUUUAUAAUUUGAUUAACUUGAUGGCCAUGAUUUAUUUAUUUUUGGCAAAAUUAUAAGUGUUAUGUUGCUGGGCAGGGUAUUGAAUUGACCCCUUAUUCUCUAGUUUCAUGUUUGUCAAGAGUUAUAAAAUGUUCAGUCAAUAUAGGGGCAUUCACAGCUAAGAGACUAUUUGAGGUUAUUCUUUUGUUUCCUGAAUAUUUAUCCCUACUACCGUCUACCGGUACUAUGCAUUUUCCUGAACUGCUAAAUUUUUGCUUUAGAAGCCCUGAAUUGUUUGACUGAAGGAAACACAAUACAUGCGUUGCACAUUAGCAGUAUGUGUAUGUCCCGGCUCACAUGCUGUUCAUGGAAAUGCUAACAAGUUGCAUAUCUUAUAUCUAAUACAGACUGAGAUGCUCUUAUGUGAAUGGUGCUAACUCUAUCAGUGGGAUUGAACCAGUCUGUUUCAGUUUUUACUCAGAUUGAGACACUCAUUUUUGAUUCCGUGGUAGCAGACUACAUUAACCGCAAAAAUCCCCUUUAAGCUAAACAAGCUGCGUGCAAUGUGUUGUAAUAAUGUGUUAGCUGCUUACUCGUCUGUUUAUUCAGUUUAUAUAUUUAAAAAUCACACUUGGUUUGCUGAGAAAAUGUUUGAUGAUUGUUAUAACUUAUAAUAUAUAUAUAUUGGAUUAGAUUGAGUGAAGGUUAGGUUCAUUGUUUU
Molecule: messenger RNA, 3307 nt
Organism: Trifolium pratense (red clover)
Lineage: Eukaryota; Viridiplantae; Streptophyta; Magnoliopsida; Fabales; Fabaceae
Product: pentatricopeptide repeat-containing protein At1g20300, mitochondrial
Exons: 2
Coding region: 158-1759 (533 amino acids)
Molecular function (GO): protein binding
Source: RefSeq, a predicted model, not a curated record